AUGGCGCCCACGGAGAAGUUCGACUACCAGCCAUUCGCGAAACCACGCUUCAUCAGGCUAUUGACACUCUACCCAUCCACCUCGGAUACGAAACCGCUCAAAGGCAGCCUGCAUCAAGUGUCUCUCGAUGAACUCAAAGGUCCUAAGGCAAAUCACAGCUACGAAGCUCUGUCAUAUGUCUGGGGCGCCAAACAUGGAACCGUCCCCAUCACCUGCGACAACCAGACACUUCUCAUUACGCCCAAUUGCGAGUCUGCACUGCGGCAUCUUCGUCACAGGUUCACACGCCGAGUGCUCUGGAUAGACGCUAUCUGCAUAGACCAGCAAUCAAUCGAGGAAAAGAAUGGUCAAGUUCCGUUGAUGGGCGAGAUCUAUACCACGGCGAAGAGUGUCAUCAUCUGGCUUGGGUCGGGUCAACCCAAGGACGAGGAUCUGCUUCGUCAUGCUCGUAUUGGAGGCCGACUAUAUCAAGUUAGAGGUUUGGACACAGAGCAGAUACUUCCUGGCCAGCGUACCAGGAAAUGGGUUUCAAAAUUCAUAUCGGAGGAAGAGAUUGAAACCGUGCGGCGCAUCUGUUCCAACGUUUGGUUUACGCGCAUCUGGACUGUUCAGGAGCUUCUACUGGCUUCCUCGGCUGUCUUCCAGAUCGGCCAUACUGAGUGCCCGACGGCGAUGCUUUACAAUUACCUUAUCAUUACCGAGACUUUCGCCCAUUCCGAAUCUCCAGAACUGCAACGCUUUCAAAUGAGAAAUCGUGCGCUAGAGACACUUCACCCGCAGAUCUCGGAGGGAAAAAGCGCCUUCUCAACCCAUAUACAGCGCCGCGGAAGAUCCCCAGAGACCGACAGUACCGAACUGUUGGCUAUGUGCUGGCAGCUCGCCGGCCUGAGCGACGCAACUGACCCUCGGGACAAGGUUUAUGGCAUGUGCGGCCUCCUCCAGAGCAUUCUUCCAAAGGGGGCUACUCUACCUGAAGUCGACUACAACAAGCCGAUCGCACAAAUCUUUGAAGACGCGACUCGUGCCUUGAUCUGGUCGACUAAGUCGCUGUUGCCCCUCGAAAUGAUUGUCCGUCAGAAUGGCGAACCGAACGAUCUGCCAUCAUGGGUCCCUGACCUACGUGAUCCUACCGCUAUUAGGACCGACUGGCAACCUAGCGUAUGGCGUCACGUUUCCAACGACACUAAAAUAAACAUUCCGGAUUACUCGAAGCUCCAGCAGAAACUAAGGGAACGACAAAAAGCAUCGGGCUCUUCGAAACCUGUCCCGAGCGCAGAGAUGAUCAUACCGGAGAAGCAGGAGCCGCGACAACUACCAGUAAAGGCCAAAUAUCUCGCUGAGGUUGUUGAAGUAUACACAAGAAUGCUGAACGCUGGCAAAGGAGCACCGGAUGGCUACCUGCUGCGCACAGCCUGUCUGUCUGAGUGGACUGCCGUUGCUUUCGGACUUGAGGAGAGUCAGUCCGCUGAGCAGAUGCCGCCCGGCGGCUACCUCAAUGCCCUAGAGAACUUGACGCCAGCGCUCAAAUACAUACGCGAAAUAAACGACGGCCCGGCGAGUUCUUCCUCCAACAGUCCGAUGAAGGAGCCGCGACGUAAUCAGCCUGUAGACGUAUACGAUGGCGCUGUUCUUUUUCGCACAUCGUGCGGUCUACUCGGCCUGUGUAAGGGCCAUGUUCGCGUUGGCGACAGAGUAUGGCAGCUUGCUGGCGGACGCUACCCGUUCGUGCUUCACCGAGAACCUUCGCCGGGGCAGUCGAUCUGGGCAAGGUGGUCGGUGUGGCCGCAGGACAAGGUGUACCGACUAGUCGGCACUGCUGAUGUACCUGGGCUGGAAUCAGAGCACAGACAGAUGGUUUGGGGCAAGUAUCACGAAAAACAUUUUCAUGACAUCGUCCUUGUAUGA
Ilyonectria robusta is the source of this 1905-nucleotide messenger RNA. Its product is annotated as heterokaryon incompatibility protein-domain-containing protein. Lineage: Eukaryota; Fungi; Ascomycota; Sordariomycetes; Hypocreales; Nectriaceae. The record is from RefSeq and is a predicted model, not a curated record. The transcript is spliced from 2 exons. Bases 1 to 1905 code for a protein of 634 amino acids.